Molecule: messenger RNA, 1996 nt
Organism: Spodoptera litura
Lineage: Eukaryota; Metazoa; Arthropoda; Insecta; Lepidoptera; Noctuidae
Biological process (GO): regulation of transcription by RNA polymerase II
Cellular component (GO): nucleus
Molecular function (GO): sequence-specific DNA binding; DNA-binding transcription factor activity, RNA polymerase II-specific; zinc ion binding
Source: RefSeq, a predicted model, not a curated record
UUAACAUUUUAAUAUCACUUCUCUGAUGUAAACUAAACGUAACAAAAUGACAGUAAAUUGCGCUGUCACUUUGUAUUUUGACAAUGACAUUACAUUUGUUUGUAUCGCAAUCGACGAGCGACGACUGUGGAUUAUAAAUAAUCGAAUCAUUACAAAAUGUUGUUGUAUUUUUAUCACAUUCACUAAAUAUUCAACAAUAACAACUUCCCACAUUGUGCCAGUUUCAUGUUACAUCCUAAAACUAAACCAUGGCAUUGGACAUAGCAAAAAUGUGUAGAAUUUGUCUCGAAUCAGAUAAAAUUAGUUAUGAUAUGUACACCAGUUUUUAUGAGAAACGGAAUAUUGUAUACAGUGAUAUGCUAGCAAAAUGUACUCAAAUUAAGCCACAAAUAGAGGAUGGAUUGCCCCAUUUGAUUUGCAAUGAUUGUGGUCGACAGCUAAAACGGGAGUACACGUUUAAUUUACAAUGUGACGAGAGCGACAAAAGGUUAAAGUUAAUGCUAGCAAAGGCUGAAAUCAAGGAAAAUGGUCUUUCUAAUGGUCUAUUCAAAGAUGAACUGGAAUUCGGAGAUAUAAAAUGCGAGAAUGGUCUCGGGGAGAACAUGGAACUACUGACGCUAGAUGAAACCACUGGAAACAUUAAAAAUAUUAAAUUGGAACCAUUACUUAAUAACGAUGACAAUGAUAGCACUUGGGAUGCUGACGAUGAUAAUAUAUUGUUAGAAGAAAUUAAAAUUAAAAAAGCAGAACUUGAAAAUAUAGAAUUAAAACCUAAGAAGAAAAGAGGCAGAAAAAAAAGAGUGUACCUAGAGGGAGAAGUCCGGCCUCUACCAGAAAGCAAGCUGCCGCACCAAUGUGACAUUUGUGGCAAAGUCCUAAGCACUAAGAGUAAUCUCAAGGCACAUAAACUUUGUCAUACUGAUCUCAGACCAUUCUUGUGUUCUGAUUGUCCUGCUACAUUUAGAGGGCACAGUGCUCUGUUCCAACAUAAGAAAAUACACACUGGUGAGACUCCCUACCAUUGUGAGUUUUGUCCCAAACAGUUUAGCAGACGUACUGGGCUGGUUAACCACAUACGAAUGCAUAAAGGGGAGAAGUUGUACAGUUGUGAUAUAUGUUUCAAGACGUUCGUGCAGAGCGCCCAGCUCUCCAUACACAUGAAGAGACAUAAAGGAGACAAACCAUACUUGUGCCAAGUCUGUGGGAAAGGAUUCCCUAUCAAAGCGGAGCUGAAGGUCCACCAAAGGAUCCACAAUGGUGAGAAGCCGUACUCCUGUCACCUAUGCACCAAGACCUUCGCGACUUCAGGCAACUUAUCCAUACAUGUCAGGAUACAUAAUAAAGAAGUUAGGUACAAUUGCAAGGAAUGUCAACGAGGUUUCGUAACAUGCAGCGCUUACAACGUCCAUCUAAAAAGGCAUAAAGGUCAAAGAGACUACCACUGUGAAUGUGGCAAGACAUUCUACACAUCAUCAGCUUUAAAACAACAUAAAGUGGUACACACAGGCGAAAAGAAAUACCAAUGUAAAAUAUGCGACAGAAAAUUCACCCAAACUAGUCAUCUGAGCCGCCAUUUUAAAAGAGAUCACGCUAAACCGAACGCUCCCGUGCCUUCGUCUGAGCAUUACAAAUUAAUUGUGCAAGAAAAUAAAGAUGUUCUUAAUAUAUUAGAUACUGCUAUACAGAAAAUUGAUCAAACUAUGACCGGGGCUGUGAAAUGUGAAGGGACGUAGCAUUUAGUGUUAGUGGCUGUAACUACCUCAAUGUUGUAGUGUGUGGGUGAUUGGGUUGAUAAAGUUAAAGCAUUUAUUUCCCUUAGUCUAUUUUGUCUUAGAUUUUUUGUAGGUAACUAUGAAGAAGAAUGAGCCAGAAACUCCUUAGUUAUCACUUAUGUUAUGUUCUCCAAUAAAAUUACUAUACCGAGUCUAUCGAGAGUCAGUUAUGCUCUAAACUAGUCUAGACCUUAUUCAUAUUUAUGUCAAUUUAGGUUUAGCUC